Molecule: messenger RNA, 966 nt
Organism: Kogia breviceps (pygmy sperm whale)
Lineage: Eukaryota; Metazoa; Chordata; Mammalia; Artiodactyla; Physeteridae
Gene: FAM131C
Product: family with sequence similarity 131 member C
Source: RefSeq, a predicted model, not a curated record
GCUGCGCCAGCGCCGCGCGUGAGCCCCGAGCCCGAGGAGACAUGAGCGCCCGGCGGCCCGGCGCACCCAAGGCGCAGCGGCCCGGCCCCGCGGCCCCGUGAUGGGCUCCUGCGUGUCGCGAGAUUUGCUCACAAGUGCCCACAAGGACUGCCCCAUGCCCCAGGGCACGGCCCCCCUGAACCCAGACUUGCCCUCCAGCCGCCCACCCACCGUGGCUCCAGACCAUGUCACUGGCAAGGACAAACAGAUGGAUUUCUGUUGGGAUCCUUGGCAGAGGUGCUUCCAGACCACCAACGGCUACCUGUCCGACUCCAGAUCCUGCUCCAGCAACUACAACGUGGCAGCCCUGGCCACCUCGUCCCUUGUGGGAGUGGUGCAGAGCAUCAAGGACCACAUCACAAAGCCCACGGCCAUGGCGCGUGGUCGCGUGGCCCACCUCAUCGAGUGGAAGGGCUGGAGUGCCCAGCGCUCAGGCUGGGAGCUGUCCGCAGCCGAGGACGAGCAUUACUGCUGCCUCCCAGAUGAGCUUCGUGAGGCCCGCUUUGCCGCAGGGGUUGCCGAGCAGUUUGCCAUCACGGAGGCCACACUGAGUGCCUGGUCCUCGCUGGACGACGAGGAGCUGCACCCAGAGAACAGCCCCCGGGACGUCAUCCAGCUACAGGACCUGGAGAGCAUCUACCUUCAGGACAGUCUUCUGAGCGUCCCCUCGCAGGAUGACAGUCUUCUGGCCUUCUCCUCCCCCGAUGGAUGGCCCUCACCUGACGAGCCCCCCACCAUAGCCUCUGGCCCGCAGCCCCCCAGCCCCGAACAGCAGCACUGGCAGCGGCUACUGGGGGCCCCGGGGCCCGAGGGUGGGGCCCACCUGCAGGGCUCCCUCCCAUCGGUGGACAGUGGCCCCCUCUCGGAGGAGGAGGAUGAGGUGUUCUAUAACUGAGGCGGGAGCCGGAGCCUGCUCACACCGUGACC